UGGCCUAGCUCCUCGGCGGGUCUCGGCCGUCCGCGUUUCCCAGCGUCCCGGGUGUCGGCGCGGUCCGGAGCCGCGCGCCGUGCUUUGGGGCAUGCCCCGCUACGAGCUGGCUUUGAUCCUGAAAGCCAUGCAGCGGCCGGAGACUGCCGCUGCCUUGAAACGGACGAUCGAAGCCCUGAUGGACAGAGGGGCGAUCGUGAGGAACCUGGAAAGCCUGGGCGAGCGUGCGCUGCCGUACAGGGUCUCCGCCCACAGCCAGCGGCACAGCAGAGGCGGGUAUUUCUUGGUGGAUUUUUAUGCACCAACAACAACUGUUGCAGGCAUAAUGGAUCACUUGUCUCGAGACAUCGAUGUUAUUAGACCUAACAUUGUAAAACACCCCCUGACCCAGGAAGUGAAGGAGUGCGAAGGGAUGGUCCCAGUCCCACUGGAGGAAAAACUCUAUUCCACAAGGAAGAGGAAGUGAGAAGGUCCCCCAGAGUCGGCCUGUGCUCAAUCAUGGGGUAGUCAUCUACAGGCCCGGCCUUUGUAGUAACGCGUGUUACAAGGUGCCAUCUGAGUUUUCCAGGUGUUUUCAGCUCUUGCUCCCUUUUGCCAGGGGGCGGGGCAGGGGGGCUGGGGAACGACUUGCUUGGAGCCACUUUGUAACCUGUGUGGUGCCAGCACAUUGUUCUCGAUGUCGUUAAAUGUAAUAUUUUUGUUAGUGAGAUCUCAUUGCCCUACAACACUAACAUCAUUGUAAACAACAAAACUUAUAAAACCCUCUUGGAUUAUAAUGAGCUAAUCAUUCAGACUGUGGAACUUUGCGAAAUAAAACACCACUCAGAUUAUAAAA
Molecule: messenger RNA, 835 nt
Organism: Pteronotus mesoamericanus
Lineage: Eukaryota; Metazoa; Chordata; Mammalia; Chiroptera; Mormoopidae
Gene: MRPS6
Product: mitochondrial ribosomal protein S6
Exons: 3
Coding region: 92-466 (124 amino acids)
Biological process (GO): translation
Cellular component (GO): ribosome; mitochondrial small ribosomal subunit
Molecular function (GO): small ribosomal subunit rRNA binding; structural constituent of ribosome
Source: RefSeq, a predicted model, not a curated record